AUGGACUUUCUCCCCUCCUAUGAGUCUAUCUUCUCCGAUGUCCAGAAGCACAUCACUCAUACCUCGGGCAAGACGAUGCAAGAGGUGCUCGUCGGAGCAGACGCUCUAGUCGGCCAUCCUAUUAAAUCCAUUUUGGAGACGAUUCCAGAAGUUAUCGCCACGGUAGGGAUCAAGGGUGCAACUCCACCACUUCUUGAUGUUCUCAAAGACACAACAUCGUGGAGCUCCGACUUCGAUAUUAGGCCCUAUACGACCGCUGCGACUGACGCUGUCGUGUCCUGCCACAGGACAGUGACGGAUUUCCAGAGUCUCGAAGAGGCGUUCCGCAGCCUCAACUCGAAAGUUCGCUCAUCGCAGACCGAGUCCUUCGCCGUACAAUUAGGAAAACUACACGGGGAAUUUAUCAAUAGUGUCCAAAAAAGCGGCAAAUUGGCAGACGAGAUAGCUGACUAUGGACAUCGUUUCGAGAACAGAAUUGUCCCGCUUUGCAAUAAUUUGAACCCUACCCCAAAGGAGAUCGAAGCAGAGAAAUUUACUCACUCGACAAACAUCCUUAUCGAAGAGCUCGACAGACUCAAGAACACCUUCGGUGUCUUCACUGGCGGCUUUCUCUCGUGGGCGGAGACAAACGAAGACCAGUAUUCUGCAGAGUCUGAAAAGAUUCAAAGGAAAAUCGACUCUGCGCAGGAGCGGCUCGAGAAUUACUUGAGCGUUCCACCAGUUGUUCUUAUGAAAAUCAAAAUGCCUUUUGGCUUCCCCUUUCUUGAUAACGAGCAAAAAAUGGAGGCCAUGAAGCGUUCGUGUCGGGAUGAGAUUGAAGACGAAUCGAAGAAACUCCGAACGGUGAAUGAUAUCAUCGACAGCAUCCAGCAAGUCAGGGAUGGACUGACGAACUUGCAAAACGGCCAUCUUGCCAAGUUCAAACAGAACAUCACAGCGAUCGUCGUCUUCUGGAGGAUGGUGCACAACGACGCGCUAUUAAUUGGGUCCUGGAUCGAGGAUAGCGCGAAGGAUACGGACAUGCCUGAAUACAUGAGGACGUCAGUGGAAGGAGCAGUGAACAUCUGUGGGUUUAUCUUUGAAUAA
Molecule: messenger RNA, 1086 nt
Organism: Cyclocybe aegerita
Lineage: Eukaryota; Fungi; Basidiomycota; Agaricomycetes; Agaricales; Hemipholiotaceae
Source: the annotation of a GenBank genome assembly